AUGGUGACCGUGACCGUGGUCCUAAAGGCGGUGAGCCUGUUUGUUGUAGAGUUCAUCAGCUCCGUCACAGACUGGUUCCAGUCCGAACCAGCAUGGGCCAACCUAGAAGUGCUGGAGGAAACAGAACUGAAGACCACCGGAGGCGUCCAUGAGCGACACAGGGCCAAAACUCUGUGGGACAAGACCGGAGCUGUCGUCAUUGUUGUACGACGACCUGGAUGAUUAUUGUGCAGAGAGGAGGCUGCUGAGGUGUCCUCUCUGAAGUCCCAGCUACAGGACCUUGAAGUCCCUCUGUGUGCCGUGGUAAAAGAAAACCUUGGCAAGGAGCUGGACUGCUUCAAGAAGUACUUCUCUGGGAAGGUCUAUGUGGAUCAGAAGAGAAAUUUCUACGGCCCUAAAGAGAGGUGGAUGUUUCUCUCUGUGUUUCUGCGUAUUGGCGUGUGGAGGAACCUUUGGCGGGCCUACAGGAGGGGCUUCAGGGGAAACCUACGAGGCAAAGGACUUGUCCUGGGUGGAGUCUUUGUCAUUGGGCCUGGAGAUCAGGGUAUUCUACUGGAGCACCGCGAGAAGGAGUUUGGGGAUAAAGUAAAUAUGCUGGCAGUACUCAGAACAGCCCGUACAAUACAAGACCACAUGGCCAGAUAGACCUCAAAUAUAUGAAUGAUGGGCCUGUUAGUGAGGCAUUACAUAAUAAUGGUUGCAGCAUGCCUCUAUUUGUAUGUAUGUAUUA
Molecule: messenger RNA, 730 nt
Organism: Cyclopterus lumpus (lumpfish)
Lineage: Eukaryota; Metazoa; Chordata; Actinopteri; Perciformes; Cyclopteridae
Product: peroxiredoxin-like 2A
Exons: 5
Source: RefSeq, a predicted model, not a curated record